GAAAGAAUAAACGAUAAAAAAAUGAAUCUGAAGAGAUUCCCUACUCCAUUCAUUCCACCGUCACUAAUAAAGUGGUUGUGGUGAUAUGAUUGAUACUCAUCAUUUCAUUCCCUUUCCUCAAACCUCAAUCUUCCAUUCCCAAUCCCAAUCCCAAUCCCAAUCAUCUCUCUUCAAUCAAGUGUUUACUGCCUCACUCAAUAAUCAUCUUAACCUUUUUCUAGAUCCACCAUACAUAUACUCUUCUUAAUUUGUUAAUUGUUGUUAUCAUACAAAGUUUGCAGUUUGCAGUUUGCAGUUUGUAGUUUGUAGUGCAAGUAGUAGCCUGUUCUGUUGUGUGUCUCAAUGACUCAAUCUCAACUCAAAAAGCUAUGUUAUGUUAUGUUAUGUUAUGUACAAGACAAUUGACAAAAACAUCAUUACCACAAUUCACAACCCUCCCAAUUCUCUCUCCUUAAAAAAAGCAGAUUACUUUGCCUCCUAUUCCGUGCAUUUUUCCCUUCUAAUUUGACUUUCCAUCCCCACAAAAACCAUACCAUAUGGCAAAAGACCAAGACCAGUGGACAUUGCAGGGCAGAGGCCAAGAGAAGGAAUUGGAACUCGAGAGUGGGGAGUCUGAGGCUGAGAUUGAGGUCCCAUUGCCUCUCACUGUGACUUCUCGGGCUUUGUAUAUGUUGGGAGAUAUCACAGGAGGGCAUGCGUUUAGGUUCACGCAAUGGCUCCAAAUUGUUCGUAAACGCACUGCAAACUAUCGUUAUUCUGGCUUCCCUCACCGCACUUCCACCACCAUGCUUUCUACGUCUUGCAUCAAAGAACCGUUGGGGGAUUCAAAAUUGAACCUGCACCCUGAUCAGACAGAAAGCUUGUGGGAGAGGCUUGGGAAGGCUGCAAUGUUGGAUGUUGAAUCGAGCUCCUUUUCUUGGGACAUGCUCUCUUCACUGCACCACACUGAACACAGCAGUAGCAAUGAACAUUCUGAGGAUGAGAUGAACAAAGCUCUUGAGGUAACUGUAAACUCAGGAGGAGUUGUCUUCUUUGCCUUUUUCAAUUGCCUUGGGAAUGCUGGUGCUUGUCCAAAAGAAGCAGCAGCUGUUAUAAAGAUAUCAUCAUCAAGAAUGGCAACACAGUCUGAACGCCUUGGCUAUGAAUUUGCCAAGUGGUUGGGAGUCCAAACUCCACAGGGUAGAGUCAUUCACAAUACCUGUUCAGAAUGGCAACAAAUAAAGGAAGCUACAGAAAAAGCUAGAGAAGCAGCAAAUUCUGAGGGUGAUGAAAUUGGUGAAAUGACAUGUUUUGAACUUUUGGAAGCACUUGAGCUUAGUCGAUGUCUCUUUUUCAUGAGUUAUGUACACGGUUCACCCUUGCUUGAAAACACAAGUGCAUUUGAGUCAAGGGAAUAUGCAGAAAGAACAUCAGAAGCUCUUGGCAGGGUACUCAUGCUGGACCUUGUCAUCAGAAACGAAGAUAGACUGCCUUGCCGUGAGCUUAGAUGGCGUGGGAACCCAGCAAAUUUGUUGUUGGCUGAAAAGACUAUCUGUGCAAAUACAGAUUCGAUAGAAGCAGCUUUUGAUUCUGCAAUUAACCGAUAUAGACCAAAGGUGAUCAGGGCACUUCAGAAAGAAAGAAGGUCAACUUCAGUAGAUUGCAGACUCAAUUCUCAUAAUCCCACCUUAAUAUCACAAUCCUCUGAUCUUUCAGAGAUUGCAGAAUCACCAAGAUCUGCUGACAUGAGCCUUGCUAGUCAAACUUCAGAAGAAUCAAUGUCUUCUGACUUUAACAUAGUAGCCAUUGAUUCUGGUGUUCCUCGGCGUCCCCCUGUUGGAAAACGUGCAAACGAUCAGGUUAAUUACCCCAAGUUGAUUGAGUUGCUAAUCAAUAGUUCUGAAUUUGCUUCAAACCUGAUACAUGAUAUAACUGGAGGAAAAUUAGGAUGUCCCCCACCAGAAGACGUGGAUAAAACUGAUGUACAUGCAAGUGACACGAUGCAUGUAGUUCAUGCAUUCCGUAAUGGUUUCCGUGGUGCACUUAGGGAUCUUCAGGGAUUUCAUAUAUUCCUACUCACACUUCACCAAAGACUUGAGACUUUGUUACGAUUGUUUAUGAACAUUAUAAGUAAAAUAUCUUCGGGAGAAUCUGAUAAAGAAGAUUCUUUGGUUCCUGACUCACCUUCACUGGCUGCUGGCGGGAGUUGUUCCUCUCCAACAUGUAAGGAAAGGCUUGCUAAUGAUAACCAUCAUGAUUUUAUUGACUCAGAAUCACAUAGAGCUGCUUUAAGGGGAUCAUCUUCCGGCAAUAGAGAUUGCAGUGACUCUACUCCUAUGUCAAGAGAAAGUUGGCAUGGAAAGUUCUAUAAAGGAUAUGGGGAACCACUUCGUAGUCUCCGCUUGACUGCUAAGCUCCGAGACUUCCAUAAAUUUGCCAAGGUUGAUGCUGAAUCCAAUAAAGAAUUGGAACAGUGGAAUGAAAUGCUUAAAAGUGAUGCUAUUAAACUAUGCCAGGAGAACAAUUUCAAUCCAGGAUUUUUUGAGGGUAGUGAUAAUAACAGUGUUGUUGAUGCAUAUGAACUUAAGGUCAGACUUGAGCAUAUUCUCGAGAGAAUUGCAUUGAUAUCAGACGCAGCAAGUACUGAGAAACCUUCAGCAGUGACAAGUAGUCUGUUCAUUGGUGGAGCACUGGCUGCAAGAUCUGUAUACACAUUGCAAUACUUGGGAAUCACAAACAUUUUGUGUUUGUGUACCAAUGAAAUUGGACAGUCAGAAACUCAGUAUCAUGAUCUAUUUGAGUACAAGAAUUUCUCUGUAUGUGACAGUGAUGAUUAUAACAUCAGCAGCAUAUUUGACGAAGCAUGUGAUUUUAUAGAUGAUGUUGAACAAACGGGUCAAAAAGUUUUAGUUCAUUGCUUUGAGGGCAGAAGCAGAAGUGUCACGUUGGUUCUCGCUUACUUAAUGCUCAGGAAGAAGUAUACUUUGUUAGAAGCAUGGCAAGCUCUGAAACGAGUACACCGUCGAGCACAACCUAACGACGGUUUUGCAAAGAUCUUGCUGGAACUUGAUCUGAAACUACAUGGAAAGGUUUCGAUGGAAUGGUAUCAACGGAAACCGAUGAUGAAAGUCUGCCCCAUCUGUGGGAAGAAUGCUGGACUAAGCAGCAGCUCACUCAAGCUACAUCUGCAGAAGUCUCACAGAAAGCUAUCAUCUGGGAGUGUAGAUAGUGCCAUGACUAUGGAAAUCCAGAAAGCAUUAACAGCAUUGAAGAUUAGCCGUGGUGGAAGUGUCAGUCCCACACAAAGGUCAUCACAUCCAAUAAUAAGCCCAUCUCAUCCAAUGAUAAGCCCAUCUCAUCCAAUGAUAAGCCCCACACAAGGGUCGUCUCAUCCAAUAAUAGAUCAAUAGAAACAGCAAAUCCAUAGAUUUUACGCUACCAAGUAUCAUUAGGUUAGAAAUUUGAGUGGAUCACAAAAUAUAACAGCCAAUAUCACCCAAAGGGUGUUUUUUAUUUAGUUUUUUUUAUUCUACGAAGUGUAAGUGAAAUAUAGGUUCGGGAGUGGGGGGGUCUAACAGCUGUCCCAUUUAAAUAUGUUCAUUGGAGCAUGAGAAUUCUCGUAACAGAGUUUCUCCAUUGGCCAACAAACGGGUCCUUUAGGAUAUAUUUGCGAUUCUCUGACCCAAGUUCGUAUGAUCAAAAUCAGGCAUUAUCUCACUGGGAUAAUUUGUACUCUUUUUGUAAUCAAAAGACGCAUUUCAAAAUUGAUCAAGUCACCCAUGGGGGCAAAGUGAUAUCAAAACAUUUGUUCUCAAUCCAACUUACUAAAAUUAAGAUGUAACAUCAUCGCAUGCUGGCCUGAAGAACGGUGAAAACUUUAAAUUUCUUGCUUUAAACAAAUUAAAAUUAUUGAUUAAUGUAACAUAUCCAAGGAACGACCGACAGACAUAGCGUCAUUUUUCUUUCUCCCAAACCUUGCUGUGUUGGUUCUGGUCAAAACGUGCCCGAGACUACCAGCAUUCAAUAAAAAAAAGCUUUAGGUCCUUUGACAACAAAAACAAACUAUAACUACGUUUUUAAAUGAAAAAAAAAAAAAAAAAAAA
Molecule: messenger RNA, 4082 nt
Organism: Cajanus cajan (pigeon pea)
Lineage: Eukaryota; Viridiplantae; Streptophyta; Magnoliopsida; Fabales; Fabaceae
Product: dual specificity protein phosphatase PHS1
Biological process (GO): protein dephosphorylation; response to abscisic acid; cortical microtubule organization
Molecular function (GO): phosphoprotein phosphatase activity
Source: RefSeq, a predicted model, not a curated record